GUUGUAAUAUUAAUUAUCAAGCAGUAUAAUCCCAUAGGAUUUCGGACUUGCCAGGAUGUCGACUUCUGAAUGCAUUUCUUAUCGACUCCCUGCAGAAACCACACUCGGCAAAAAAUGACUGCUUGGGCAGCAUGCAUUCUUCACGUUUACUUUCGGUGGCCUCAUAAAUUCAAAUAUAUUUUACAGAAAACGUGCACAAAAUAUGCUUUCUUUUACUCGUUUGGUAGAAAGUCACGUUAUCUUCACACUUUAUACCCAAAAGUGUAUAUUCGGGUUUUGAAAAGUUUACCAAUUCCUGAAUAAUUUCGAGCCUGAUCAGCCGUUGCAUUAGCGUUUAGCGAUUUCAGUUUACAGGAGGUAUGCUUUCCACGUGAGGAAAAUCGCAUAUUCCUCUACGUCUUUAAAAAGAUAUUAUAAAGAGCUCAUAAAAUGUUGCAUUGAAUGCGAACCAUGUUGUACAUUUCGUGAGGGAAGCAUUGGUAAAACGGACAUAGGAGAUUCUAUAUGUAUGGACAUUGUACGGUCUUGAAAAUAUCACAAUUAGAAACUUUUAUAAAACCAAAAAGUAACAUUUCUUGAGGUAUAACAUGUGAAGACAAUGUGAUUUUCUACCAAAAGAGUAAAAGAAAACACAUUGUUGUGUUUAUUUUUCCUAUAAAAUAUAUUUGAAUCUAUAAAACCAUUAAAAAUCGACGUGAAAUAUGCAUGCUGCUUAAGUAGUCAUUUCUUACCAAGUGUGGUUUCUGUAGGAGGUCUAUAAGAACUGCAUUCAGAAGCCGACAUCCUGGCGAUUCCGAAAUACUGGAGGACUAUGCGGCAUGCUGAUCAACAUUACAACCCCACGUAAAUGUUCCUUCCUAAUCGAAAACACAUUUCAGAAUUUCGGCCAACAUUUCAUGAGCUCAGUCACGCACUGUAGGUACUUAUCCUCGUUCUGGAAACUAUUUGACAGUGCACGCGAUUAACCUCAGUGUGCUUUUAAUUUUACGUCAACAAAUAAGUCAAAAUGAUCAUUCAGGGUCGCUUUUCUUGCACAGUGCUAGUUGCCUUCUCCUAGCAAUUUCAAGAAAUAGGACGGCUAUUUUCAGCUGGUUGUCUAUCUCUAGGCCAGUAAACACACCUCGAGGGGGCUCCUGCGUUCGUCAUUCCGCAUCUUAACCUCUCCAGUGCCUAGCCUUACUGGGUGGGUGGACAUUUGUGGAAUUUUUGCAUUCGACCUCAGACGGUGACAGCCUUUUCUGCCUUGUGUCUUGCGGACUUUUCAAACCUGUGAAGACCUAGUUUACCCAUAUGCCCAUCCUACACGUUCACUUGCUGAUGCCCUGGGAAGAGCUGCUUGACUUCAUGCGGUAACAGCCUUUUCUGCCUUGCACCUGGCGGGCUUUUCAAACCUGUUGAUUUUUUGACCCGGUCUCUAUACUUUGCUUCCACCCGUCAGUUGCUGAUGCCCUGGAAGGAGCUGCUUGACGAAGGCAUCCUAUUUCCGCUUUCUGCCGCCGAAUGGAACAUCCUGCACAGAGCAUACAGCGACACUGGAGCCUAUAACGAUCGCUGCAGUGCCGAGGGCACCGUCUCUUCAAUGAGCUCUAGUGGCGCCGAGGAGGAAGAGGAUGACGCAGCAUCCGCAGGCGGGGAGGGCAACGAGGCGGAGUGCAACGGCACCACUACCGCCACUGCCACCACCGCCCUCUACGACUACUAUCCACCAUUUCGUCUGCUUUUGGAUCCCGCCUCGUCACCGACUGAGCCUGCCUUUAGGGUCGACCUGCCUGACACGUACGGUACCGUCUGUCCGCAAUGCUAUCCCCUGCUGCAAGAGCGCCGCUCCAUGUACGUUGGUGCGCGCAUUCGUGUGCGUCUCAUUCCCUGUCCCUCGGAGACGGCUG
Messenger RNA from Spirometra erinaceieuropaei, 1886 nucleotides. Lineage: Eukaryota; Metazoa; Platyhelminthes; Cestoda; Diphyllobothriidea; Diphyllobothriidae. The record is from the annotation of a GenBank genome assembly.